Messenger RNA from Cryptomeria japonica (Japanese cedar), 803 nucleotides. RefSeq names its product eukaryotic translation initiation factor 2 subunit beta-like. The record is from RefSeq and is a predicted model, not a curated record. Gene Ontology annotation, molecular function: translation initiation factor binding; mRNA binding; translation initiation factor activity. Gene Ontology annotation, biological process: translational initiation; formation of translation preinitiation complex; formation of cytoplasmic translation initiation complex. Gene Ontology annotation, cellular component: eukaryotic translation initiation factor 2 complex. NCBI's taxonomy places the organism in Eukaryota, Viridiplantae, Streptophyta, Pinopsida, Cupressales, Cupressaceae.
GAUGCAUAGACAGCCAGAGCAUGUCAUGAAUUUCUUGCUUGCAGAAAUGGGGACGAGUGGUUCUCUUGAUGGACAGCAGCGUCUAGUUAUCAAGGGAAGAUUUGCUCCGAAGAAUUUUGAGGGAAUUCUGCGACGAUAUAUCAAUGAAUAUGUGAUAUGCAAUGGUUGUAAGAGUCCUGAUACCAUCCUUUCAAAGGAAAAUCGGCUUUUCUUCCUUCGCUGUGAGCAGUGUGGAUGCUCACGUUCUGUGGCACCCAUCAAGGCUGGUUUUGUUGCUCGUGUUGCACGUCGUAAAACAGGGACAUAAAACUGAAGUUUGGAGUUCUAGAAGAUUUUUGCAAUCUCAUGGCAAGCAGUGGAUUAUCUUCAUUUUGAGUUUGUCCAUGGAAAUUGUUUAUGGUUAAUUAUUGUAGGUCUGACCUGCUUUAUUUUGAACAUGAUCAUAAAGUGUCUGCUGACAAUGUCAAUUUCCUGUUGAAUUAUUUCACCGACGUUUAAAAUCUGUUUUGGCAAAAGAGUUAUUCCUCUAGAAGUCUAUCUCGAAUGAUUUCAUAGUUUUUUGAAAGGUUUAUGGUUGUUAGUUUUCUGAAGAUGUUUAUAAAAAAUACGUUCAGUUUGCUUUUCUCACUUGUAGUUAAAUUCAUUCACAAAUUGUAAACCUUGUGUGCCCAUAAGAUUCAAAUGACUCGCAAUGGAACCUUGUUUAUGUUCCUCCUCAUCAAAUUGUGAAAGAAUACUUGAAUUGGGAGUGUAAGGACGUGGAAUAAUUUAUUCAAAAACUACUGGGAUUCUUCAGUUCAUUA